Molecule: messenger RNA, 4772 nt
Organism: Patella vulgata (common limpet)
Lineage: Eukaryota; Metazoa; Mollusca; Gastropoda; Patellidae
Product: chromatin assembly factor 1 subunit A-B
Exons: 15
Coding region: 257-3280 (1007 amino acids)
Biological process (GO): nucleosome assembly
Cellular component (GO): CAF-1 complex; nucleus
Source: RefSeq, a predicted model, not a curated record
UCCGUAACGUGACAUAAAUAACAACAUAGUUUUUGAGAAUUAUGUCAAGUCUGAGGGUCUAAACCUAAAAUUACAAUUUAAUGUUCUCAUUCACAAGAUAAUUUAUCUACGGUAGCCGUAGAGUCUAUUUACCAGCCACCCACCUGGGCCUGACCUGGCUUGACUUGGCUGAGCGAGACUGUCUAGACAAAACCCCACCAAAUUAGUACGGUACAGUAGUUCCAUAGACUGAACAGUUCAACACAAGACAUAUACAAUGGAUGAAAUCCUUGAAGUAACUGAUGCUCCACCCAUGAAAAAAUUUAAACAAGUUUGCCUUCAAUUUAAACCAAUGGAUGUAAAAGUCCAAGUUAAAUCAGCAUCAAAUACAAACAAGAAAAGAAAACUAUCUGAUCAAGAAUCACCGAGUGCCAAAGCUCCUAAAACCAUUAAACCAAUAGUUCAAGAGAACUUUAAGACUCCUGUUUUAGAAAAUGAUCCUGAAGUAAGCUCAAGCUCAGAAGCUGACAACCUACAAGUAAAUUCAAUGCAGAAAAACAAAACAACACGGUCAAAUAUUUUAGAAAAAUUCAUUCGGAAGUCAUCUCAGGAAGAAAUCACAUCAACUAUUGAUGUUAUUGAUAUAGCCAAAACUGAAAGCAAGACUGCCAGUAGUGCUGGUGAUCUCACAAGUCGUAAAACAGCAGGAAAAGUUUCACCAAAACAGAAGACUUUAAAUUCAAUGUUUAUUCAAAAAACUAGCACACCAAAUUCCAAGGUUAUCCGUAAUAAAAAGCCAUUUGAUCCUAAGGUUGAAAAAGAAAAUGUAGAUUCUGCUGAAUCUGAAUCAAAAAAUGUGAAAUGUGACAUUGUUGAAGUUUCUGAAGAAGACCAGUCUUCACAGAAUGAUGAAGAUUGUUCAUCUGAUGAAGAUAACACAUCAUUAGAUAAAUCAACAAGUUUAGAUGAAAGUAAGAUUGACUUGUCACUCAUGUCAACUCCUGGUAAAAGUUCUACAGGCUUAGAUAGUUCAAUUAGUGAAGCGCCAAUUAGUAUAGAUUCUAAAUCAGGUAGUGUUCCGGCAAGUGAUGCUUCCACAACACCUCUCACCAAAAAACCAAGAGCCUCAUCAAAGAUGUCUGAGAAAAAGAAGCAAGAGAGAUCAGAAAUGAGAAUGCGUAUUAAAGAACAGAAAGAAAAAGAACGCAUGGAGAAAAAACUCCAAAAAGAAAAGGAAAUUCAAGAAAAGAAACAAAAAUUAGAGGCCAUGAAAUUAGAAAAGGAGAGGUUAAAGAAAGAAGAAAAGGAACAAAAAGAGAGAGAGAAACAAGAAAAGAUAGAAAAAUUAGAGAAAGAAAAGUUAGAGAAACAACAAUUAAAAGAAGAGGAAAAGAAAAAAAAACAAGAAAUGUUAGAUGCCAAAUUGGAAGAAAAAAAGAAGAAGGAAGAUGAAAAGAAAAUGAAAGAAGAAGAGAAAAAAUUGAAAGAAGAAGAAAAAAAGAAAGAAGAGGAAGAGAAGUUGAAGAAACAGAAUAAAGUAAAACAAGCAUUUGAAGGUUUUUUUGUAAAACAGAAUACAUGUGUACCUAAGCCAGCUGAAGUAAUAAAGACAGAUUUGUGUAAAUAUUAUGAAGUAAAGAAAGAUACAUACAGAGCUCCACGAGUUUGGAGAAUAUUAAAUACAACAGAAAAAUCAAACUUAGACAAAGUUGUGCAAUCUCAGGAAUCUUCCCCAUUAUACAUUGAUAGUAUUAAAUGUAAAAGUCAUCAACCUCUUCAUGCUGAUCCUGAUCAGUAUCAACCUAAGAAAGAUAAUGAUGAAGAAAUAAUUAUUCAUGAUUCUGAAACUGUUAAAAAGAUGACGCAUCAUGUGAAAUAUAUAUUUUUUCACACUAAUUAUCGACCACCAUAUUAUGGUACAUGGAGAAAAAAGAGUGAUAAAUUGACGCCUAGAAAUCCUUUCAAGAUGGAUAGUGAUUUGUUAGAUUAUGAAGUAGACAGUGAUGAUGAAUGGGAAGAAGAAGAACCUGGUGAAAGUUUAUCAGCUUCAGAGGGAGAAGAUGGAGAUGAUAAAGAAAAGGAAGAUGAAGAGGAAGGUGAUGAUGGGUGGAUGGUACCUCAUGGUUAUCUAUCAGAAGAUGAAGGCUGUGAUGAUGAUAAAGAGAUUACUCCCGAAGUAUUAAAAGCUCGACAGCAAGCUAAAGCUGAUCAGUGGGAAGCAGAUUUAAAACGUCAAUGUCAACCAGUUAAAACUGUUGUGCUUGGAUGUUAUUGGGAAGAGGAGGAAAGUCAGUUAAGUCAAAUAGAUUUAGAUAUUCUGGAAUCCUUUUCUGCUGUUUGCUUGUCAAUGGUACCUGUAGAUACAACAUUAUCUAUAGAUAAAACUAAAUCUACAACCAUGACACAAGGUACAGAAAGAUGUGCUACGCCAAGUGGUUCAAAAGGAACAAAACCCAAAUCAGUUCCUGAAGAAGCAAUGCCAGAACUAAUUAAGCUCCUUCAUGGUAACACAUCUGGAAUAAAGAAAUUAAUUCAUGAAUUCCGUGUUUAUUGGAAACAGAAAACGGGUGGAUUAAAUAAUGUGAAUGGUGAUUCUACUGUAAAAACAGAAACAGCCAUGGAGGUAGAGGAGGAAGACUCACCUAAGAGAACAAAUUUAAAUGAAUCCUUAAAGGAAGAAAACACCCCAGCUAAGGAGGAUCAAUUUAGUAUAAGUAAACGUCAACUUGAGUUGAAAAUUACAUCUGUAGCAGUGCGUGAAAAAAGAAGUGCUUACAAAAAAAUCUGUUGGCAUGUGCAUGACACUAUUUUAAAACAAUAUAAUUUAGAAGAUCUCAGUUAUCCUAAUACAUGGGAAUAUGUGACAGUGACUAAAGUUAAACGAGAUGAUAAUAAUACAGUAGAUGUGGCGACACCUACUACUGGUACAAAUAGUACGGAAGCAGAUUUAAAUAUGUCUGUUUGUGAUGAAAACCAAACACCUGUUAAAGUAUUACCUAAAGAUCAGCGAUCUAUAAUGGAUUUUACUAAAAAGUUGGCUCACCCACCAGAAAUUGUUGCUAAGCCUGUGGAAAUUAUUAAUGGUGCUAAAAUUAAUCCAGAAACGAAAAAAGUUGUAAAACCAAACGUUCUUAAAUUAUUAAAUGCUGCUGCAAAACAGCAGCCAAUUACUGUAUCUACUUGUGACAAUAAAAAACCUCCAACUACUAGUGAACCUGCUAUCAGGGCUCCUGAACUUGUUCCAGUAGUAGAACGUAUGGAAAUUAAUGAAGACAGUAAUGGGUGUAUUUUAUUAGACUAGACCGGGGUAAAUUAUUUUAUACCAAGUAUGACUAUUCUAUUUAUACUUUUAUCAAAAUGUGGUCUAGCCAAAUUAAUAUUUAAUUUUAGUUAUCAAUGAUCAUUUAUUAAUAAAAUAUUAUCAUGGCAUAAAUAACAAAGAAUUAUUCUGAAUUAUUAUUUUGGGUGUAUAAAUUAACCUCGUGGAUAAUUUGUUUUUCUUGAAUACUUUAUAGCAUGAAUUAAUACAUGUACCGUAAACUUUGCAUAAGUCGGAUCUAAGUGGACUGACCAAUUUUAACUGAGUUAGCCGAAGACCGAAAUUCAAUCUUAGCUUGAUUAGAAAUAAACUGCAUGAGCCGGAUAAUAAUUGAUUCAAAGGCACAUUUCAAGCUUUUAUUCGUAUGUGCGAGUAGAUAACUUCCGUUUUGUUGCCAUCUUUGAAAAAUGUCCUAAAUUUUUUCGGAAAGUGUAUUGUACAGCGAGUUUCAAUUUUUCUGGGAAAAUUCUAUUAUUGCGUCGCGUCAAAUAGGCUGAUUUGAGGCAAAAUGAUAGAGGAAGGUAUUUUGGGCUCUGUGCAUAGAAAACAUGUACCUAACCGCGAUUUAGACCAUUCCAUUGGGAUGAAACAGUCAAAUACUGCCGAUCCGACAUGGGCAAAGGAAAAACGUCGGAAUUAGAUCAAAUGGACCAAACAUUUUAAUCCAAGUUGAGCAAAGAUCCGACUUAGGAAAUCUGACUUACGCACAGAAAUUUAAUAAGAAAACCAUGCAGUAUCAAAGGGUCCAAACGAUUUUAUCCAAGUUGAGCAAAGAUCCGACUUAGACAAAUCCGACUUAUGCAAGGUUUACUGUAUCUUCUUCAGAUUUAUCAAUCAUAAAAUUAAUUCUUUAUUCUUUUGCUUCAUAUCCUUUGCCUGUGAAAAACGUGUUUACAAUUUAAUCAGGAAACUGUUGUUAUGGUAAUAUUUUAUCCUAUAAAUAUACAUGUAUGUAUGUAAAUCCUCUAUUUUAACAGAUAUAGUUUUGUAGUAAUAUUAGUAUCUUUAACUAAUUUAUAAGUCACUUGUGUAUCUGUUGGCAUCAUUUUACAGUCUAUGUGGAAGAAUAUUUUGUAGUAAUAUUGGCAGUAAAUUUUUAAGAUUGGCAUAAACUAUUGAAGUGCCAUAAAUAUUCAUUAAUACAUUGUUAUGUAUGUGUCGUGCAAUAUGACCAAUCAUUUUAUUUUCAUAAUUUCCAGCAUCACAAGCCUUUGUUAAACCUGAUGUGAUAUAACCAAUCCAUUGAUUGUGAUCUUAAUUGUUUAUUUGGAGACUGUAUCUUAUUGUAUUAAUUAAAUAAAUACUAUCAAAUAAUUAUUGUGAAUAAAAACAUUUUUCAUCUACAUGUACUUACGUUCAAGUAAUUUUUAAUAAACUAUAGUUUAAUUAUAUAUGUUAGAUGUCAUGUUAAUGAUUCAUAUAAAGGGAUUCAUAAUUGUAUUCUCUUAAUACAGAUAUAAAAUUUACUUAUUUA